Eimeria tenella is the source of this 1149-nucleotide messenger RNA. Its product is annotated as dihydroorotase protein, putative. NCBI's taxonomy places the organism in Eukaryota, Apicomplexa, Conoidasida, Eucoccidiorida, Eimeriidae. Gene Ontology annotation, molecular function: dihydroorotase activity. Gene Ontology annotation, biological process: 'de novo' pyrimidine nucleobase biosynthetic process; pyrimidine nucleotide biosynthetic process. Gene Ontology annotation, cellular component: cytoplasm. The transcript has 12 exons. Bases 1 to 1149 code for a protein of 382 amino acids. The record is from RefSeq and is a predicted model, not a curated record.
AUGGUCAUGAUGGGCCUUAAUGGAGGGCGUCUUGUGAUGCCUAUGGCGGAUGACAUGCACACCCAUCUCCGGCAAGUGGAACUGAUGGAUAUGGUCACGCUUCAAAUACGCAAGGGAGGGUGCGACCGGGUCCUGGUGAUGCCCAACACUGUGCCGCCGAUUGUGACAUGCUCACAAGCGCUCGAAUACAGAAAUGAACUUCUGAAAAGGGACCCCAAUGUGAAUUACUUGAUGACCUUGUACCUCUGCCGCGAGAUCGACGCCGACGAUAUCGCCAAGCGCGCGAAGGAAUCGCAUGUUGUUGGAGUUAAACUAUACCCGCGUGGUGUGACAACAAACUCCGAGGCCGGCGUGGAGGACCUUACCCAAUAUGAGGGUGUCUUUAAAGUGAUGGAAGAACUCGGCAUGAGUUUGCACAUCCACGCUGAAAAGCCAGACGCGCCGACACUCCGCGCGGAAGAAAUGUUCUUACCUAUAUUUGAAGACCUCCAUUCGCGCUUCCCCAAACUGAAGAUCGUUUUCGAGCACAUUUCAACGGCUGCAGCAGUAAAAGCGAUUAAGGGCAAACCUAAUGUAGCCGCAUCUAUAACUGCUCACCACCUGCGGCUGACCACUGAGGAUGUGUGGACAACAGAGGAUGUUCAGCGCCAGAUGGACUGUUCCGAUAAAUCAUCUAUCCAGCCUCGCGUAGCUCACUCCCACAACUUUUGCAAACCCAUUGCAAAGAGCGCGGAGGACCGAGAGGCGCUCCUGCAGGUCGUGCGCGAGGGUCAUCCGCAGUUCUUUCUAGGCUCGGAUUCUGCGCCUCAUCCUCGGCACAAGAAAGAUUCAUAUCCGCCAGCAGCUGGUGUAUUCACGCAACCCUUCCUUCUUGCGUAUCUCGCAGACACUUUUGCCCGUGCGGGAUGCCUAGACAAAUUGCAAAGUUUUGCUUGCGAAAACGCAGCAGCUUUCUUUGGGCUUCCUAAAAAGGAGCUGGUGGAGGGCGAGGAUUGCGUUGUGCUGGAGCAGACACCGUGCAGGAUCCCGAAUGUCGUCUGUGGAGCUGAAGGUACUAGCACGGACGUUGUUCCCUUCCUCGCUGGCCAUGAACUUGGCUACACCCUAAAAGUAGUCCCGUUUUCCAGGAGCUUGGAGGCUCGUCAGUGA